Molecule: messenger RNA, 1739 nt
Organism: Xenia sp. Carnegie-2017
Lineage: Eukaryota; Metazoa; Cnidaria; Anthozoa; Malacalcyonacea; Xeniidae
Product: PTB domain-containing engulfment adapter protein 1-like
Exons: 9
Coding region: 82-1314 (410 amino acids)
Source: RefSeq, a predicted model, not a curated record
ACGCAACUUUUAAGAACUUGAAGCUCAGUGGGGAGGUUUCAACUUAUUGUUCGUUUAUCAAAAUAACGGCUAAUUUCUUCAAUGGAAAAAGCAAUGCAACGUGGUAAAACCAGCAAGAAAAAAAGCGAACAACCUGAAAUUAAAUGGCGACAUACUAGUGUGGCUGUAGAAAAAGGGAAAGUCACAUACAGUUGCAAGUUCUGGGGUUACCAGGCUGUUAGUCAAUCAAAAGGUUCAGAGAUGAUUAAAGAGACUAUAAAGAAAUUACAGUUUGCCAAUGACAUGAAGAAGAGUGAAGAAGGGUUGAAGGCCAGCAAACUAAAGAAAGUGGAGUUGUGUAUUUCAAUUGAUAAUCUGAUUUUAACAGAGACAAAAACAAAAACUACAUUGUACAACUUUCCAUUGGAAAGGGUCUCAUACUGUUCUGAUGAUAAAGCUACGAAGAAGUUGUUUGGUUUUAUUGCAAGGAAUAAGGAAUCGUCUCAACAUCAUUGUUAUAUUCUUGAAUCUGAUAAAAAUGCUGAAGAAUUGACCUUAGCUGUUGGGCAAGCAUUUACAUUGGCAUACAAACGUUUUAAAGAAAAUCAGGCUGUUGCAGGAAACGAUGUCAAUGAAAUGAAAGAACGUGUUGAAACUGCAGAAAAGGAAAAUGAAGUCUUAAGAAAGAAACUUGAAGAAUUGGAAAAAAUAAAUAAAGAGCAAGCAACGAAUACCCGACCAUCAUUAGCAUCCAUUGCUAAACCUCGAGUAAAUGAGAACAACCAACAAACAUUUGAUCCAUUUGCCGAGAAGACUGCACCUGUGUUCGAGUCAUCCUCCUUUGACAUCCAAAGCCCCUCUCCGUUCCCCACGGAACACAGACCAUUACCCCCUAGUAUUGCAUCCAAUCCAUUUGAAAUGUCAGCAGCCGAGUCCCAUGCAGCACAAAGUCAUAAAAAUGAUGGCGAUCUCCUUGGCGUGUAUGGAAGCAAGGGAUCUUUAACUGGUGUUUCGUCGAAUGAUGUCAACAAUAUGUUUGAUCCACUCGCUGAAAUAGAUAACAAUAGUGAAGUAUCUCAGUCAGAACAAAAUGCUGUUGAUCAGAAUGAACACAUUUACGCAACUGUAUCUCGACCAAAACCUGCACCUUUAUCUACAGGUCUAUUACCACCUCCACCAUCAAAACAAAGUAUUAUGGAGAAAAACAGGAAUUCUGGUAACAAAGUCGAGUCCAACAACGGGAGUUUUACUAAUUCCGGUAUAGGCAUGCAGACAAAUUCACCAACAACAUUUGAAAGUCAGAAUGGCGUGCAAAAUAACCUGGUUAUUUUUUAAGAAGCAUCAGCAAGAGUCCGACACAUAAAUUGGAGAUUUUGUGCGACAUCGUACUUGAUGAAAAAGAUGAAAUUAUAGUUUGAAGAGAAUGUGUAUAAAUAUUUUGUGUUGAGCAUGUUUACGUAUGCAAGAGUUUUACGUCGAUUUGUUUUGUUUAUACAUACUAUAUUGUGCACAAUAUAUUGUAGUCAAAAUCAAUGUAUAACAUAUAAUUUCUAAUUUUUACCUUAUGGCAAACACGUGUUGAGUGUAUAAUGAAAUUUAUAAUAUAUACAAAGGAAAAUAAUUACAUGUUACAAUAAAAAAUUGAGGUAGUUUCUUUGGAAGCAUAUAUUAUAAUACAUUAAUCCCAUGUUAUUAGACUUUUUCUAUUAUACACAUUUAUACUUUUUUGCAACACAAUUUCAACAUGGUCUCACGGAUAA